AUGGUACUUCAUACUGAAAAACGACCUGUGAAAGUAGCCAACUGUUCCGGCUACCAUGGGGACCCGGCAUUCGAAAUGUACCGACAGGCUACACUAGGCGAUGUUGAUUUUAUUACUGGCGAUUAUCUUGCAGAGGUAAAUCUAGCCAACAAUGCCCAGGCUUGGAGAAAUGGAGAGCAUCCAGGAUAUGAACCAACCGCCUGGGAUGGCCUUCAGCAGACAAUAGAUGUUAUUGCCCAAAAACGGAUCCGAGUUGUCAUCAAUGGGGGUGCUCUCGAUCCCAAAGCACUUGCACUGAAGGUGGAGACUUUGGUUUCCGAAAAGAAACUCAAUCUUCGCGUUGCGUAUCUCUCGGGUGAUGACUUAUAUCCAACUCUGGGCCCAAAUAUGCCAACCACAAAAGAUGAAUUACGCCACCUAGACUCUGCCAACACUUCCACAGCACCAGCUGAUCUUACUUAUGCCUUUCUCAACAAUGGUGGGAACCCAGUUCCAAUGAUCUCUGCACACGCAUAUCUCGGAGCUCGAGGAAUUGUUGAAGGUCUGCGACGGGGAGCUGACAUUGUCAUCUGUGGCCGAGUUGCUGAUGCCAGCCCCGUUAUUGCUGCCGCUUGGUUCUGGCACGGCUGGUGCGAAACAGACUAUGACGAGCUCGCAGGAUCUUUGAUUGCCGGCCAUCUCAUUGAAUGUUCGGCAUACGUGACGGGUGGUAAUUUCGCUGACUUUGAUAAUUAUGACCUAGAUAGCCUUGUGGAGCCAGGGUUUCCGAUCGCUGAAAUCGCUAGGGAUGGCACAUGUGUGAUUUCCAAGCAUCCCGGAACAGAUGGGUUCAUCAACGUGGAUACUGUUCGUUGUCAAUUCUUGUACGAACUACAGGAAAUACGUACCUCAACAGCGAUGUCAGCGCUCAUAUCGCCGACGUACAUGUUGAGGAGGCUGGGAACGAUCGGUAUGUGUUCUGUGGAUGAAGCGGCUGCCUUCUUGAAAUCGGUAUUGAUAUCCGGCAUUCGAGGAUCACCGCCACCGCCGACAACAAAAUGUGCGAUCUUUUACCAAGGGGGAUAUGAAGCCCAGCUUCUUCUCAAUGCGACUGGUUAUGGUACUCCCAAAAAGUGGGAUCUUCUGGAAAAGCAACUCCGUCACUUUAUUCCAGCAGAUAUCAUGAAUGAUCUGGAAACAUUAGAGUUUCAACGAGUCGGAGUCACCGCUGAGAAUCCAAGAUCUCAGCUAGACAGCACAACCUACCUCCGAGUACUCAGUACGUCUAGAAAACAGAGUGCUGUAAUUUCGGUUGCAAAGGCAAUGGGAAAUAUCUCUCUCAAGCAUUUCUCUGGCUUCCACGCUUCGCUGGAUAUGCGAACAGCGAUUCCCCGACCAUUUCUUGCCUACUAUCCUGCAAUAGUCAGCCAAUCAGGUAUCAACGAAACAAUCAACUUCAUCGACGGACCGAACAAGAUCUCAUCUUUCGGGACCGGGCACCCAGCCCGAUAUGAAGAACUUGGCACGCGCGAUACCUACGACCCCAAGGAUCCACAGACCUACACUUGCGAUACUAAACAGAUUAGACUAGGGGAUAUCGCCCUAGGUCGAUCAGGAGAUAAGGGUGGGAAUCUCAACGUGGGGUUCUUCCCUAAAAGCCCUUGUCAUUGGCCUUGGCUGCAGGAUUACAUGACCAAAGAUCGCAUGCGCCAGCUUAUUGGAACAGACUGGGAUGACAGUUUCUUCAUCGAGCGUGUUGAGUUCCCUCAUAUACACGCUGUGCAUUUUGUUGUUUACGGAAUUUUGGGUCGCGGUGUGAGCAGCUCUACCCGCCUUGAUGGCUUCGGAAAGGGCUUCUUGGAUUAUGUCCGGGAUAAAUUUGUUGAAGUGCCCGUUGAUAUUUUCCAAAAUUGA
Molecule: messenger RNA, 1893 nt
Organism: Penicillium cosmopolitanum
Lineage: Eukaryota; Fungi; Ascomycota; Eurotiomycetes; Eurotiales; Aspergillaceae
Product: acyclic terpene utilization AtuA family protein
Exons: 7
Coding region: 1-1893 (630 amino acids)
Source: RefSeq, a predicted model, not a curated record